AUGCAGUGCCAGAUAUGCAAUAAGUCCGGCAUGACCGGCAACAACGUGAGCCACUCGAACCGCAAGACCAAGACGCGGUGGAAGGCCAACGUUCACAAGCAGACGCUAGCCAUCGACGGGAAGCCCACGCGGGUAAAAAUCUGCUCACGGUGCCUGCGGACGAUGUACAAGCCGCCCCGGGGCAGGAAGGCAAGGGCCAGAGCGGCCGCGUAG
Molecule: messenger RNA, 213 nt
Organism: Geodia barretti
Lineage: Eukaryota; Metazoa; Porifera; Demospongiae; Tetractinellida; Geodiidae
Source: the annotation of a GenBank genome assembly